AUGUAUAAUCAACCUUGCGCAACCCAAAACAAACUCAUUGAUACCCUCGAGAGUCUCGAUGCAGGCUCAUUUUCUAGCGAGGCGGAGCGGGUUCGUACCAUGGAGGCCCUCUCUUUGGCCUUGAGUAGGGUUCAGAAGCCAUGGGACACUGUCUGGCAGCACAACUGGGUGAACCCGGCCACCAACGCCUGCGUCAAGACCUUGAUCGAUGCGGGAGUGUUCAAGCAAUGGAUCAGGUCUGGAGGAUCCGAAAAGACCUCCAGAGAGCUAUCCAAGCUCACGGGGACCGACGAGGUUCUCAUCAGACGCAUGAUGAGACAGAUCGCAGGCCAAAACUUGAUCACCGAGACUGCUGAGGACACUUAUAAGCCAACACCCUGGGUGUACUCUAUCGCAGCUGAUGAAGCACUGUCAAACACCUAUGGAGCGCUCUAUAACUUUGUGAACGGUCCCAUGUUUAGAAGCCUGCCUGCCUAUCUCAAAGAGACAGGGUACAAGAACCCAACAGAUCCAAAGAAGUGCAACUGGCAGUUUAUGAACAAGUCCGAAGCCACUUUGUUCGAGUCUCUUGGUUCUAAUGCUGUCGCUGCCAAAGAGUUCAACGAUGCCAUGCAAAGCCACUCCAAGUACAGCAUGACACCCUGGCCUGAAGUCUACCCAACUCGCACUCUCGUGGAAGGUUCUAAACUGGAUCGUCCUCUAGUGGUUGAUGUCGGUGGCAGCAAAGGCCAUGACUUGGCAAAGUUCCACAAGCGUCAUCCCGGUAUCCCAAAGGCAAGCCUAGUCUUGCAAGACUUGCCUGAUAUUCUCAAGGAGUUGACAGUCCCUGAAACGAUCACACCACAGCCUCACGAUUUCUUCACACCUCAACCCGUCAAAGGAGCUCGAGCUUACUUCCUGCACAAUGUCCUGCAUGAUUGGGAAGAUCCACAGGCUCUCAAGAUCCUGAAAAACCUCACCUGCGUAAUGGAGAAGGGCUAUUCCAAACUCCUUAUACAUGAGAGUUUGAUCAGCAGAGUCAAACCUUCCCCUCGCGUGACUACUUCAGACAUUACCGUGAUGGCCUGUCUGGGAUCCAAGGAGAGAACCGAGAUCGAAUGGAGGCGUUUGGUGGAGAGGGCAGGGUUACGCGUGGUGAAGAUUUGGAGACAAUCACAUUCAGUGGAAAGCAUCAUUGAGGCGGAAUUGGCUUGA
Molecule: messenger RNA, 1194 nt
Organism: Fusarium vanettenii 77-13-4
Lineage: Eukaryota; Fungi; Ascomycota; Sordariomycetes; Hypocreales; Nectriaceae
Exons: 3
Coding region: 1-1194 (397 amino acids)
Molecular function (GO): O-methyltransferase activity
Source: RefSeq, a predicted model, not a curated record